Danaus chrysippus (African queen) is the source of this 1311-nucleotide messenger RNA. NCBI's taxonomy places the organism in Eukaryota, Metazoa, Arthropoda, Insecta, Lepidoptera, Nymphalidae. The record is from the annotation of a GenBank genome assembly.
AUGUCUGCUUCUGAUAAUAUUUUUUGCAUUCGAGAGAACUUUGACGAAUACGAUGAGUUCGAUUUGGAUUCACCGCUGGGACUUUUGAAUUCUACUGGAUACGAUAGAAGUCAACAUACUGUUAUCUACACAUUCGGUUUCAAAGGAAAAGCUAAUGGACAGUCUGUAAAAACGAUCGUAGAAACUUAUUUGCGAAUCGGCAAUAUCAAUAUCAUUCUCUUUAAUUGGGAAGAAGAAGCAACCGGACCUCUAGGAACAAUUUCAUACGGGAAUAUAGUUGCAAAAAAUGUCAAAAAGCUGGGCACAAAACUGGGAGACGUCUUGGUGAAAUUAGUAUUAGCAGGACUGGAUAUUAAUAAACUCCAUUUAAUCGGCUUUUCUCUUGGAGCACAACUUUAUGGAUACACAGGGCGACAAGUGAUGGCAAAUAAUUUAGAAAUUCCGAGAAUUACAGGUCUAGAUCCAGCUGGUCCUUUGUAUGAUGAAGGGUUCUUCGAAUCUCUAGACAAAGACAGCGCUGGCUUUGUGGACGUUUUUCAUACUAACCCAGGUGCACUAGGUAGUGAAAAGUCGCAAGCAACAGUUGACAUCUGGUUUAAUUGUGAACAGAAAUACCAACCCGGGUGUGAACUUGAUGAUGACCCAGGCUUGCGUCCUCACCGGGCCCUUGCGUUAUCCAGUAUGUCUGAUGGCUUCAUCUUUGGUCAAAUGUCAGGAAUGAUUAACGUCCUAAGAGAAGAUGACAGUCCAAUAUUCUUGUCGGAAGAUGAUGUAUCUUGGAUAGCGUCUAUAAUGAAUGUAACUUGCAUUGUGGGAUUCGCCAUUGUUGGAAUUAUCACUGAGAUUUAUGGCCGCAAGGUUACUUUGACAAUUGUAUCUUUCCCGGUAUUGUUGUGUUGGGCGAUGCUGUAUUUUGCUAAGGAGAAGUAUACAAUAUUAGCAUCCAGAAUAAUAGUUGGAAUAGCUUUUGGAGGCGUUCUUCCUUUAAUCUAUAUGAACAUCGGCGAAUAUGUUGCACCAAAUCGAAGAGCUUUGUAUGUAAAUUUGAUAGCAUGUGGAAUGGGAUACGUUGGAACAAUGCUCGGCCACAUUCUAAGCAUAUUUCUGGAUUGGAGGAACGUUGCACUAAUAGGAAUGAUUCCAACAGGAUUAUCUACAAUAAUACCUCUCUUUUGGGUGGAAAGUCCGUUUUGGCUUGCAAAUUCUGGACGAUAUGAGGAAUGUGAAAACGCAUUUAAAGCAUUGCAUGGAUCUAAUGAAAUCUCAAAUAAAGAACUUAAACAGCUUAUAAUCAAAUCAAAAACAACGUAG